UUCCUUCCCUCUGCUAUAUAUACCCCUUGCAUCGACGCCAUUUGCCUCUCCUCCAUUCUCCUCUUCCUCCUCCUCUCUCGGUGGAUUGCCUGACGCUCUCGUUCUCAAUUCGCGCCCUUUGUUAAGUAAAACUUUCUGAAUAUCAAAGUGAAUCAGAGGAUUUUUAUGGCCAUCCCUACAAGCAAUCCGGAUUUCUGAUAUAGAUGUUUCCUCGUCCUGAACAUGAGAAGUUCUCAGGUAUUCUGCUGUUGAUGAACUGCCUCAACACCUGCAGUGACAAGAAAACGCUGAAGAAGUGGUUUUUCAUCGACAAGACAGUAGGCUAACUUCAGUUCAGAGAAGAAGCAACACUCGACCUUACUCGACCACAGUUCUUUUCUCGAUUCAUCCCAAUGGAUAUGAGCAGCAGCUCACCUGUCAUCACCAAUCAAGUGGCGAUAAGCCCGCCGCUGUUAGGAGGCUUGACCUCAAACCUGAUGCCGUUUUCAGUCAUGUCCGGAGGUUACACCAGUCCUGGCAUGAGCGUAAGCGUCAGUAGGCGUAAAAUCGAGGAGGUCAUUGUUAACGGGCUGCUGGAUGCAAUGAAAUCCUCGUCUCCUCGUAAGAAGCACAAUCUAGCCUUUGACCAGGGCAAUUCACCUGAAGAAGAUCCUGCUUACAGUGCAUGGAUGUCAAAAUGCCCUUCUGCUUUGACCUCCUUCGAGCAGAUAGUAGCCAAUGGACAAGGCAGGAAGAUUGCUGUGUUUCUGGACUAUGAUGGUACGCUAUCGCCUAUCGUGGACGAUCCCGACAAAGCAUUCAUGUCCCCAGUGAUGAGAGCUGCCGUGAGAAAUGUUGCGAAGUACUUCCCCACUGCAAUUGUCAGCGGAAGGUCCCGCAAGAAGGUAUUUGACUUUGUAAAACUGAAGGAACUCUACUAUGCUGGAAGUCAUGGGAUGGACAUAAUGACAUCUGUAGUGAAUUCUCAACAUGAUACUGAAAAGGGCAACGAAGCCAAUCUCUUCCAACCUGCUUGCGAGUUUCUGCCUAUGAUUGAUGAGGUUUCCAAGUCCCUCUUGGAGGUCACAAGUGGAAUUGAAGGUGCAAGUGUUGAGAAUAACAAGUUCUGUGUAUCUGUACAUUACCGCAACGUAGCAGAGAAGGACUGGAAAGAGGUUGCGCGACUCGUAAACGAAGCCGUGGAGGCCUUUCCUCGUCUCAAAGUGACCAAUGGGCGAAUGGUUUUAGAGGUACGUCCAGUGAUCGAUUGGGACAAGGGCAAGGCUGUCAAGUUUCUACUCCAAUCACUCGGCCUAGAUGACUCAGAAAAUGUUAUCCCUAUCUACAUCGGAGAUGACCGAACUGACGAAGACGCUUUCAAGGUACUCCGAGAGCGAAACUGCGGACACGGGAUACUAGUUUCGCAGGUGCCUAAGGACACUGAAGCCUUCUACUCGCUGAGAGACCCAUCUGAAGUGAUGGAGUUCCUCAAUUCCCUGGUGAGAUGGAAGAAGCACUCACUAUGCCGAAACCGAAAAAAAAACGAUGAUGAAUCCAAGAGUGUGCUUAGAUACACUUGCUGAGAAAUAAGUGUAGUUCCUGAGGCGACAAUUUUGUAGAGUUGACGCAGUGGAUGGCUCAUUCCUUCAUGUCUAUGAAUGUUCUUUCCUAUUGUUCAUGUUCUUUGCCACUGAGAAAUGAUCAGUGGUUGUCUCGGGCUCUUGCAAUUGUAAUUUGUAAGCAAGAGGGCCCUUUUCUGUUUAGGCAGGUCAAUAAAAACUUGUUCAGGCAGGUCAAUAAAAACUGUCACGCUCACUCUUA
Messenger RNA from Phragmites australis (common reed), 1800 nucleotides. RefSeq names its product probable trehalose-phosphate phosphatase 1. Gene Ontology annotation, biological process: trehalose biosynthetic process. Lineage: Eukaryota; Viridiplantae; Streptophyta; Magnoliopsida; Poales; Poaceae. The coding region runs from base 393 to 1562 and encodes 389 amino acids. Gene Ontology annotation, molecular function: trehalose-phosphatase activity. The record is from RefSeq and is a predicted model, not a curated record. The transcript is spliced from 12 exons.